AGUGGUUCUUAUAAAACACGUACAGGAACUUUCCCAUGUCAGGCGGUACCAACUUACAGUACCGAAAGGAUCAUCUGAAGUGCGCGAGUUUAACAGUGAUUACUUGUGUGAUUUUUUGUGUGGAUUAUCUUUCAAUUCGAACUUCUAUCAAUCAAUAUGACUCUCGUUCAACCCAGCCCUGAACUUCAAAUCAACAUCAGAAAAGAGCUCAAUGAAGACAUCAACACUAGAGAUAGAGAUCUUCAGCAUAUCAAAGAAUGGCUCAUGAAGCAACCUCAUCUUCCUGAUACUUGGGAUGACACCCGUCUCAUGACCUUCUUGAGAGGCUGCAAUUUUUCCUUGGAAAAGUGCAAGAGGAAACUCGAUAUGUACUUUACAAUGAGAGCAGCUAUCCCUGAGUUCUUCACUAAAAGGGACAUGAACCUACCUGAGCUCCAAGCCCUUAGUAAAAUAGGACAAGGGCCACCACUACCUGGUCUAACUCCAGAAGGCAGAAGAGUUACCAUUAUGAGAGGAUUGGACAAGAACAUCGAAACUCCAAAUCUAGGUGACCUCAUGAAGAUUGCCCUCAUGGUAGGUGACAUCCGUCUAGAAGCUGAAGAAGUUGGUGUUGCUGGUGAUGUUUACGUCCUCGACGCUAGUGUUUUAUCCCCUCAGCAUUUCGCUAAAGUCAAUCCUACCAUUGUUAAAAAGUUCCUAGUCUGCGUCCAGGAAGCAUAUCCUGUUAAAUUGAAGGAAGUACAUGUCGUCAAUGCAACUCCUUUGGUUGAUACCGUCAUCAGCUGGGUGAAACCCUUCUUGAAAGAAAAGAUUAGAAACAGAAUUCAUGUACACCAGAACCUUGAAUCCUUGUACAAAUUCGUUCCUCAAGAUGUCCUACCAGAAGAGUAUGGUGGUACUGCUGGAAAGAUGUCCGACUUCAAUGAGCAAUGGAUACAGAAGCUCAAAGACUACACUCCCUGGUUCAAGGCCCAAGAAAGCGUGAAGGCCGAUGAAUCAAAACGUCCUGGAAAACCCACAAACUACGAAGACCUCUUCGGUUUGGACGGCAGCUUCAGACAGCUCACAAUCGACUAGACUAGGUUCGUUCUCAAUCCUGAAUGUAUCGCGACGCUAGAUGCUUCAUACCAAAAAUAUUGAUAGCUUUAUCUGUUUGGAAUUGAAAAUCUAUUAUUUUAGUGUUGAUGCAUUUCUGAUUUUUGUUUGUACCUUCGUGAUUUUUUCUAGUUUAUUUAGUUUUUCUACGUAUUUCGCUCAUCUUGUUCGUUUUUCAUGUUCUCAUUUAUCGUUUUGUAAUAAAAGUGUUCAUCACAAA
Harmonia axyridis is the source of this 1315-nucleotide messenger RNA. RefSeq names its product alpha-tocopherol transfer protein-like. Gene Ontology annotation, molecular function: phosphatidylinositol bisphosphate binding. NCBI's taxonomy places the organism in Eukaryota, Metazoa, Arthropoda, Insecta, Coleoptera, Coccinellidae. The record is from RefSeq and is a predicted model, not a curated record. The transcript has 6 exons. Gene Ontology annotation, cellular component: membrane. Bases 157 to 1077 code for a protein of 306 amino acids.